Molecule: messenger RNA, 4600 nt
Organism: Morone saxatilis (striped sea-bass)
Lineage: Eukaryota; Metazoa; Chordata; Actinopteri; Moronidae
Product: synaptotagmin-2-like
Exons: 11
Coding region: 538-1827 (429 amino acids)
Biological process (GO): calcium ion-regulated exocytosis of neurotransmitter; cellular response to calcium ion; synaptic vesicle endocytosis
Cellular component (GO): axon; dense core granule; synaptic vesicle membrane
Molecular function (GO): calcium-dependent phospholipid binding; clathrin binding; calcium ion binding
Source: RefSeq, a predicted model, not a curated record
UUUUCUUUGCCCGAUGCGUAUGAAAUUGCGGAGCUCAGCAUUCUUCUCCACUGGCACUUAAAAAAAAAAAAAAGAGAGAUGAGCUGGGCGGGAAGGGCUUCUGGUGCACCACAUAACUGGCCACCUUCCAAUUAAAGAAGAGAGCUUAUGUUAUUGAAGAGCAGCUUAGCCAAUCAGGAGGCAGUGCAGGCAAAGGCAGCAGGAAAAAAGCAGCAGUGCGAGUGGGCAAGAGGAAGAAAAAAAACUGCAGUGUGUGAGUGUGUGUAGUUUUUAUCCCUCCCCUGAGCAGAUCUUUAUCAAUUUGUGUACUCCUGUCUUGGGGUGCAUUUGAAUGGGUAUCUCUGUGUGUAUAUGUGGCAGAGUUUAUAGGAGGACAGAGUAAAGUGUCUCGGAGCCUGUGGAGAAGGGGAAGAGCUUGGUGUCCAGAGGAGAGGAACCUGCACAAAAAGGGUUUCUGACUGACAACAUUCUCAUUCUGAUUGCCUCCAGCCACCUUUCGAGGAUUCAAGAUUUGGCUGGACUGUGUGUGCAGCCUAAAUGACGAAGUGGAACUUGUUCAGGCAUCAGACAACACCAAUGGUCGCUGCUCAGCCAACGGGGGCUAGUGCCUUGACUAUGACUCCAGCCCCUGUCGCAUUAGUCUCCACUGACAACUCCACCGAACCGGUCAACAAGAACGAUGCCUUUGACGAGAUCAAAAACAAGUUCCUGAAUGAAAUCGACAAGAUCCCACUGCCGUCCUGGGCCAUCAUUGCCAUUGCCGUGGUCGCUGCUUUACUCAUUCUAACAUGCUGCUUCUGCAUCAUCAAGAAAUGCUGUUGCAAGAAGAAGAAGAACAAGAAGGGCAAGAAGGGGAAGGGUGACAUGGGAAUGAAGAACCUGAAAGGGGGAGAGGACGACGAUGACGAAGAAGAUGAUGUCGAACCUGGAUUGACUGGAGACGAGAAAGAGGAAGAAGUGAAGGAGAAAGAAAAGCUCGGGAAGCUGCAGUACUCCAUUGAUUAUGACUUCCAGGAGAACAAGCUGGCUGUGGGAAUCCUGCAAGCAGCUGAUCUCCUCUCCAUGGACAGCGGUGGCACCUCUGACCCCUACGUCAAGGUCUUUGUCCUCCCUGACAAGAAGAAGAAGUAUGACACAAAGGUCCACAAGAAAACGCUCAACCCUGUCUUCAAUGAGUCCUUCACUUUCAAGAUUCCAUUCCAAGAGAUGGGAGGGAAGACUCUGGUAAUGUCCGUCUAUGAUUUUGAUCGCUUCUCUAAACAUGAUGUCAUCGGCGAGAUUAAAAUACCCAUGAACACCCUUGACCUGGCAAAGCCAAUUGAGGAGUGGAGAGACCUGGACAGCGCAGAUCAAGAAGAGCCAGAGAAGCUGGGUGACAUUUGCAUCUCUCUGCGUUACGUCCCCACGGCUGGCAAACUUACCAUCUGUAUUCUGGAGGCCAAGAAUCUGAAGAAAAUGGACGUGGGUGGACUGUCAGAUCCUUAUGUGAAGAUUAACCUGCUGCAGAAUGGAAAGAGGCUGAAGAAGAAGAAGACCACAGUGAAGAAAAACACUUUGAAUCCGUACUACAACGAGUCCUUCAGCUUUGAGAUUCCUCUUGAGCAAAUGCAGAAAAUCCAAGCUGUGAUCACAGUGCUGGAUUAUGACAAGAUUGGCAAGAACGACGCCAUUGGGAAAAUCUGGGUGGGAAGCAAGUCCACAGGGGCUGGGCUGAAACACUGGUCCGACAUGCUGGCCAACCCCCGUCGCCCCAUCGCCCAGUGGCAUCCACUGCAGCCAGAGGAGGAGGUGGAUGGCGCCCUCGCAGCCCUAAAUGCCAAGAAGUAAACUCCCAACGGAACUCAUCGUUCCCACUUCCACCGACCUACCCAUGCAUUUCCCAUCAUUCCCCAGGUCCCACAUAUCAGUGUAUAUUCCAAAAAAACACCCUAACUGUACAUCUGCUCCCUCCACCCCCACUCCUCUCCCUCCGCCACCUUUCAAAAGAUCCAUAGAUACCAUUCAACAUGAUGGGAAAUAUAGUUUAAAAAAAGCAUCAUGUUAUAUGAAUUCAUGUCAUUGAAAAAAGAAGACAAGUAACAGGAUGGACAGAUACUCCGUUGAUUUCCUUUAGAUCUAUUUUUGUAUUGGGGUUGUGGUUCCAUUAAUAAGAAUACAGAGUAGACUAUGAAGAACAGUAAGAGUGCUAUAUGGUAAUCUGGUGAUAGAGGGGAUAAAACAUACAUUCACUCAUAUUGUACUUCUCACCCCUUCCCUUUAGUGACACAGUUUGCUUAGAAUAGUGCUUAAUAAUAAAAUGCUUUAUACUGCCAUAUGAUAGAGAAGUAACACAAGCAGGUCCAUUCCUUAGGUGUAUUAUGCACCACGUUCCACACCUGCCAGUUAUCAUACUAGAUGAUUCUGUUAGUUUGAAGUACAUUCCUAGAGUUGGGUAGCAAGUAGGGAUAGGCACAUAUCCAGUUACCCACAAACACACUGCCUUUUUGAUUAGUUAACCUUCCACCCAUCGUCUCAGGAAAACUGAGAGGAAACUGAAACUCCAUGCCUUUUUUUAUAAACGGGUUGUUAUUAUUCAAAUACUCCACUUGAUGAGAAAGAAACAUUGGAUUUAAAAGCUUGACCGCUUGUUUUUUUUCGGUGACGUAAGGCUCACGACUAGUAUUAGUUUAUCCAUGAAAUGGUAUGUCAGGGAACAGGGAGUGAUGGGUUUUCAGUAGUAAAAAAAAAAAAGGGUAUUUGUGUAUUUUUUGACUGUGCAAAAAGGCUGCGUCUGUCAUCUGUACGACAAAAAGCAAGGAAAUAUCAGAGCAGGUACAACAGAGACUGAUUCCAACCACCAAUGACAUGAUAUUUACAAGGUGUCGAUUACUGCCUGCAGUCUACCACCUCCCCUCCCAACGCCUCUGAUUCUGUAUCUCACUUGUUCAGUGCUACUGCCAUUAGUCAUGGACUUGACACAAGGGUUUUACUUCAAAGGAAUCCCUAUAACCGUCUUACAGUCAUAAAGGAGACAAGCCUUCAAAGUAACAAAAUAAGCAAUUUUCAACUUACCAGGGACGCCUUCCAGUUAGCGGUGUUGUUCUCUUCAUUUCUUAUUUUUUCUAUCUCUUUUUCCUUUAAUUUAUCCAAUUGUAUUUAACUUUAUUUAACUUCAAACACUUUUAUUCCUCAAGCACUUUAAAUCCAAAAUGUUACGUUUAAGUACCCUCAGAAACCAGAGCUUUAAUUAUUUAUGUUAGGAAUAACUGCUGGUUAAAAUAACAAAAAAGAGCAAGGGAGUGCAUUAUGUACGCAGUUUUUUUGUUGUUGCUUUGUUUCCGCUCAGCUUUUUGUGUAUGUGUUUUGAUUGUUUGAAUAUUACGUUUCUCACUUGAUUGCAAGGAUAUGGUCUGAAAGAAGGCACUGAUCCAUGUGUAUUUUAUACACAGCUUACCAAACUGUUGAAUUUAAUUGCACUACUGGGUAUUAUUCUGUUCUGUGGUAAUUUGACACUGUUCUUUGAUCUGUGUAGUUUUUUUUAUUGAUAAAAUGUUGUGAGAUUGAAUUUUUCUGUGGCAUAUGUGGCAUGCCAGAAAGGUCUCCUCAUAUAAAUGGACUCCUCCGAUACGAAAAGAGACACGUUUCAAUCUAAUGCUGUUCCCUGGCUCCUUCAUGGGAUAUAAUUGGUUCAGUAUUUGUAAUUUAAUAUUCUGAUGAAGUGAAAUCUUGAGGAUGAACUUUGUCCAAACUUGUUGGACUCAUUAGUCCUAAAUAAAUUGGCGGAAGCUUAAUUGUUAUUUAAAAUCUUGAUGCGUCAGGUGCUUGGGCCCCACUAUACCUCCUUGCAGGGCUAGUUGUUAACUAAAAUCAAUGCUGUCUGUGAGCACCAACAGCAAAAACUACCCAUUGACUAUGUGUGCAAGAAAAUGCCAAGUCAAUGCAAAUCAAAGGUAGACAGUACCACAACUUUUUUUUUACGAAUUUAUGUUGGCUCCUGAUCUUUCUCUGUUGGAAGUUGUUACACCCUAUUUUUUAUAACCAACAUAGACCAUGUUCAGAUUUCUGUUUCUCAUAUUUUUUUCUUCUGUUGAUGAAGCAGCACUAAAGAAAAGGCAACAUGGAAGCAAUCAAGCAACCCAUUGGUGUGUAGUUUUGCCUAUAUACAUAGUUCAUACACGUUGAUACUGCAUGUUUAUACAAAAUACUGUACAUAAGAGCAUGUUUUAGAGACGAAGCAAAAAUAUCUCGUGUACGUAAAUGGGUGUCAUUUGUCAUUUUAAUAACACAACGAAGGGAAAAAAAGAUGCACUGUAUAUUUUCUAAAUGAAACAAAUGUGUAUUUAUUUUCCAUGAGGGUCAUUGGAGAGAAUGUCAUACAAAUAUUAGAGUACUAUUACUAAUAAGAACCUUUCCACGCCUGAAAUUCUUAAGCAAGUGUGUCGUCCAGUACUGUGUGUGAGUUCAUGUAGGAUGAAAAUGUAGCCGCAUGCUUGCUAUCUAAUUCCUUGUGAUCCAGAUUUUAAUUUGAUAACAUUUAUCUGCCAUACAUUUAGUUUCAGCACUUAUCUGAAGGCCAAUGUUUGACUUAUUUCUGAAUUUGAUUGCUAUUUCUAAUUUUUUU